Messenger RNA from Mercenaria mercenaria, 3941 nucleotides. Its product is annotated as glutathione S-transferase 1-like. Gene Ontology annotation, molecular function: glutathione transferase activity. The coding region runs from base 151 to 765 and encodes 204 amino acids. Gene Ontology annotation, biological process: glutathione metabolic process. The transcript is spliced from 5 exons. The record is from RefSeq and is a predicted model, not a curated record. Lineage: Eukaryota; Metazoa; Mollusca; Bivalvia; Venerida; Veneridae.
UCCACGUAGACUUAAAUCCCCAUCGGAUCGUUGCAGUUACGGCUCAGUAACACAGCGUUUUUCAAAUCGCAUCUGUUUGACUGGAGUGCGUUUAGUUGGAGGUCUAUUUAAAGUAAAAAAGUUCAACUUUAGUGUUUGAAGUGUCCUACAAUGGUCGUGUACAAAUUAAUUUAUUAUGAUUCGCGAGGGAGCGCAGAAGUAAUUCGUCUUCUGUUGGCACUGGUAGCUUUGCCUUUUGAAGAUGUGAGAUACAGUCAGCAAGGGGUGAAACAAUGGAUUCAGCAGUAUCCAGGUAUGACAUUACCGGCAUUAGAAGUAGAUGGCGAGGGGCCUUUUUGUCAGCGUGGUGCCAUUGCGCGUUAUGUCGCUAGACAAACUGGUUUGUUAAGCGGAAACGAUCUAGACGAUCUUCGUAUAAAUGAGGUCAUGGAAAUGUCCACCGAGAUGCAUAAAAGAGUAUUCCAGAUGGCUGGUAUUAUAGACGUGGACAAAAAGAGAGAACUAAUGGAUACAUUUAGAAAUAAGACAAUGCAAAGAUAUCUGGACUUCUUUGAGAAGCGCCUGACGGAAAACAGAAAUGGUUUUCUAGUUGGUUCUAAGUUUACGCUUGGUGACGUCGUGAUAUAUGACACUCUUUAUUUGCUUGAUGAAUUUCAAUUCGAUCCGUUCAAAGACAGACCACUUUUGAGAGAACAUUCUGACAAGGUUGCAGCUUCACCAGGAAUUGCAAAGUGGUUGAACGAUCGACCAGAGACUACUUAUUGAGAAGUCCGAGAAUAUUAUUUUGUUCAUUAUUUUGGCUUGUUUGAUAGUUAGUAUCGUUUAUCACUGACUCAAAGCGUGUGUUAAAUCAUAUUUGACCGUCAAGACACAAACACGUCUAAAUAAUGCAAUUAAAAGAAUUUAUUUUGUGUACUGGAGAAUUUAAAAUUUAUUAUUCUAUGUUCAGGCCCGGAUCCAGGGCCUGCCCGAGGGGACCCCCCCCCACACACACACACACACACACCACAGUUGGCCGAGAAGUGACCUAUACUCAUCAAAGAUGCACCCUACUUUUCUGGCAAAGGAAUAAUUUUUUCUCAAAAUUUAGACCUAGAAAUGCACCAGAGGCCACCAUUUCAUACCUGUGUUUCAAAAAUUUCCAGAGGGAGAGCCCCCUGACCCCCUGAACCCCUAGCUAACAUGGGCAAAGGCACCCCCUCCAAUAUUUUGCUAUGCGCUUUGGCAGUGAUGUCUUCGUUCAAGACUGGUGCCACCCCCCACCCUCCCCCAGUCAAAAAUUUCUGGAUCCGGCCCUGAUAUUGGUUAGUGUAGAUAUGCUGAACCGUCUCUCCUUUAUUGACUGUGAUGAACUGGUAGGCCUAUGCAAUACACACUUUUUGUCGGUCACAUUUGCUUUUUCAUGAAUUUAUGCCACUUGUUUGUGUUAUUUUUUUUUUGUAUGUACACAGUUACUACUAGGAUUUCACAUUCUUUGACCCGACAUGCAAUACACAGGUUCCAUAACUUUAUUUUAAUUUUAGCUCAACUGUAUUUUACUCCUCGGUUCUUAGACUUUGAAGUAUGCGUCCGUGUCCCGAUUAAGUUAAACUUUUAUAUGGAAUCUGGUAUAUAUAUGAUCACUACAAGUACUAGGGCAAAAAAGCCUGAUAAUAUGUUUUCAUAACGCUGAAAGAAGUUUUAAAAUCGGACCACUAUUGAAAAAGAUAUGGCAAUUUGAAACUUAAGAAAAUGGCCGAUCAUGGAGGCAGCCAUUUUAGUGUGUUUAUUUUAAAAAUUCUUUCACUUGUUUAAAUGAUUUUAAAAAAUGCUAGAAGACAGAAUUAACAUGAGAACAACAUUACCUUUACCUUCUUUCAAUGUGACAGUCUUACAUGCAGUGUGUAGAAAUCAUACUUUUAUUUUGCUUCUUUUCAAAGUUAUGCCCCAUUUAUGUCUUAGCAAUGUUUGGUUAAGUUUUUGUAUGUUGCCUGGUAUCUCAGUGUCCACAGAUUGGACUGAAACGUCACACACUUGUCCACUGUGACGAUCUGACAUGCCUUGCACAAUUUCUAUUACUAUAUUUUGCACUUUUUUAAAACUUCACACACUUGUCCAUUGUGAUGAUCUGGCAUGCAUUUCAGAGGUUCCAUAACACUUUUUGGUACAUUUACAAAAUCAUGCCCCAUUUUCGACGUAUUCAUUCCAUGACAAAGCUGUUGAAUAGUUCAGCCUCGCUGCUCUCUGCAGGUUAUUGUUGUAUGUAUGCUGGUGUCGCAAUAACCGCUAGUUAGAAUGCUUUGAAAUUUCACAAACUUGUUCACUUGUUUAUGUGAUUGUAUGACAUGAUUUACAAAGGUACUAUAACUUUUUCACCAAGCAGUGUUUUAUUAAGUGUGUAAGGUAGUAUCUCCAUGGGAACAAAUCAAAACGUUUAACACAUGUACCCUGUGACGAUUUUGAACUGCAUGUUUUCACAAAUUUAUCCCCUUUUUCCACUAAGCAUUUUUGUAACUUUUUUUGUAUUUCAUUGACGACUAGUGGGUAUGGAUUGAAACUUCAAAAUAUUUUGAAGCAAUAUUGUUGCACAGUUUAUACUUGUCUUCCUUGUAUUGUAUUCAAUUAUUUAACUUGUUUAUGUCAAGGCUCCUGCUUAUACAGGAAGCGACUUGUAGGGUCUUACUAUUUGGUUUUACUGUAUUUUUAUGAUUUUAGCAGAUAAACAAGAUUUAAUCCCAUACCUUAUAUUAUUAUUUUCGAUUAAAAUGAAACGUAAAUCAAAAAUUUUAAUUCCUUAACCAAAACUGUGUUAGUGUGACUAAAUCAAAUGAAACCAAACUUUUAUAGAUUCAUAAUUUGGUAUCUAACAAAUAAAACAUGACAUUUCGGUUAAUUGGCAUUGACUGAGACAUAUUACAUUUUUGAUCUGACUGUCCACAGACUUGCGCCUUGACCUCAAGGUCAUGUAUUUUUUUUUUUUUGUACAAUUUAGAUAAGUUUCUUACUUUGUUAGUGACAUGUGGAACCAAAAUGUGUAGUCCUGUUUGGCGCCAUAUAACCUAUACUGUGUUGGUGUGCCGUAAAAUCCAAAUAAAUAAAUAAAUAAAUUGUUAGUGACCGGAUAAGGGAUAGGCUAUUCAGUAAAUGAAAAUAAUAUGGUUAGAGAGAAUCAGUAUUCGCUGAGUUUAUCAAGAUUUAACACUAAUAAUAAAACUACCAGAUAUCUAUCCAGUUUACAGAACUAAUAACCAAUAUGAAAUAUAUCAGGUCAUCAAGAGCGGACAAGGUGUAAUCUGGUGUUAUUGAGUGAAGUCAUUUGAUCUUAUAAGUAAAAUACGCACACAGAUUGCGAUAUUACAUCAUUUUUGUGCUGUAUAUAUCAUACCUCUCAGAAGCCUAAAUAUUUUCAUUUCAAAUGCCUAUUUAGCCAAAAUUUAGGAUCUUAGUCAAUUAUUGAAAUUAUUAACAAUUAAUUAAGUUCGCUACUCCACUAUAUCCCUCUUGAAUUUAAACGAUUAUUCUAACGCGGUGCGAUUUUUUUCCUAUUAUCCAAAUAAUGAUUGUUCAUUUGCACCUGAUAUCUUGUAAUCAAACUAAUAUGCCAUUUUACAUUCACUCCAGUUUAUUCACUUUCUUAAUAAAGAACAUUGUUUUUGAGUUUGUAAUGACCGAGAAAUGCAUCAUUUUUUUUUCUCACAAAGCGUAAAUUUUACUUUGCCGCUUAAAGCGAACGCUGGGAAAUAUUAUAGCAAGGAAGUCUAUUGAAUGUAUUUCAUUUAUUGAUAUUUGAAAGUAAUUCUGUAAUAACAUUGACAAUUAAAUGUGUUUUACGUUGAUCCAGUUAUAGAUCCUGAUUCUUUGUAUUACAUCUAUUACAUGGUCAUUAAAAACACAAGUAUGAAUUAAUGUUAGUACUGUAUAAUAGAAAUAACGAUUAUAAUAUUCAGAAUCCUUAAUAAAAU